AUGAUGUCGUUACUCUCCUUUUGGCUGAAGGCGCUAACCAACGCUCCCGGGUCGCUGCCAAAAAACUCCUCGGACGGCGCGAACUUGCUCUUUUAUGAGCAUCUCCGAGGCGUGGCUAAAUUCAAACGAUUUAAUUUGCAUACGCACGAGAAAAUCCUAUUAAGCAAAAUCGAUAGUGAUGAACUGUUCUUUUUACAAGUCUUUCCGCCAUUUUCUUCCUUCAUCGCUAAUUGUUUCCCGAUUAAUACGGUCCACUUGGAUUAUAUACCAACGGAUUUAUUAUCUGUACUAUCUAUCUAUCUAUCUAUCUAUCUAUCUAUCUAUCUAUCUAUAAAUGACUUUUCUUGUUAUUUUUCUUUUUCUUUUUUUUUCAUUUUUUUGUUUUUUCUUUUUGUUUUUUGUUUUUCUUUUCCUUUUUUCGUUUUUCUUUUCUUUUUUCUUUUUCUUUUCUUUUUUCUUUUUCUUUUCUUUUUCUUUAUUUGUUUUUCUUUUCUUUUUCUUUUUUGUUACUUUUCUUUUUCUUUUUUCGUUUUUCUUUUCUUUUUCUUUUUUUCGUUUCUUUUCUUUUUCUUUUUUCGUUUCUUUUCUUUUUCUUUUUUUCGUUUUUCUUUUCUUUUUCUUUUUUCGUUUUUCUUUUUUUCCUUUUUCUUUUCUUUUUCUUUUUUCGUUUUUCUUUUCGUUUUUCUUUUUUUCCUUUUUCUUUUUUUUUUUUUUUUUUGUCUGUCUUCUGUCUAUUUAUCUAUCUAUCUAUUUUAUUCUGUUCUACAUAUCUAUCUAUCUAUCUAUCUAUCUAUCUAUCUAUCUAUCUCUGUUAAACAUAUCUAUCUGUUUAACUUUGUUCUAUCUAUCUAUCUAUCUAUCUAUCUAUCUAUCUAUCUAUCUCCCUUUUAUCUAUCUAUCUAUCUAUCUAUCUAUCUAUCUAUCUAUCUCCCUCUUCUCUCUCUCUCACUCUCUCGCUCUCUCUCUCUCUCUCUAAAUAUAUAUAUAUCACUCUGUUCUACAUAUCUGUCAAUCUGUUUCACGCUGUUCUACAUAUCUAUCUAUCUAUCUAUCUCUGUUCUACAUAUAUAUUUCCCUCUGUCCUCUGUCCUCUGUCUAUCUAUCUAUCUAUCUAUCUAUUUUAUUCAGUUCUGCAUAUCUAUCUAUCUAUCUAUCUAUCUAUCUAUCUAUCUAUCUAUCGCACUCUGUUAA
Messenger RNA from Acanthosepion pharaonis, 1191 nucleotides. The record is from the annotation of a GenBank genome assembly. Lineage: Eukaryota; Metazoa; Mollusca; Cephalopoda; Sepiida; Sepiidae.